Messenger RNA from Rhizoctonia solani, 1590 nucleotides. Its product is annotated as Squalene/phytoene synthase. The record is from RefSeq and is a predicted model, not a curated record. NCBI's taxonomy places the organism in Eukaryota, Fungi, Basidiomycota, Agaricomycetes, Cantharellales, Ceratobasidiaceae. The coding region runs from base 1 to 1590 and encodes 529 amino acids. The transcript has 5 exons. Gene Ontology annotation, biological process: farnesyl diphosphate metabolic process; ergosterol biosynthetic process. Gene Ontology annotation, cellular component: endoplasmic reticulum membrane. Gene Ontology annotation, molecular function: squalene synthase [NAD(P)H] activity.
AUGGGAUUUGCGGCCUAUCUGUACCUGCUCUGCACACACCCAAAUGAAUUCCGCAGUUUAAUCCAGUAUAAAAUAUGGCACGAAGCAAAGCGGGAUAUUACUGCCCAGCGCGAGCACGAGACUAGUGGAUGGGAUAGGGAAAGCAUGCGCAAGUGCUGGGAGUUUCUCGACAUGACCAGCCGUAGUUUUGCUGCCGUCAUCAAGGAGCUCGAGGGCGAUAUGGCUCGCAUGGUGUGUAUGUUCUAUCUCGUGCUUCGUGGGCUCGACACUAUCGAGGACGACAUGACUAUUCCCGAUGAGAAAAAGCAAGUUUUGUUGAGGUCGUUCCACCAGAAGCUCUCCACUCCCGGAUGGACUUUCAAAGAAUCCGGCCCCGAUGAGAAGGACCGCCAGCUGCUGAUUGAAUUCGACCAUGUCAUUGCUGAAAUGGCUCUCUUGAAGCCAGAGUACCGCGAAAUCAUCACCGACAUUUGUCAAAAAAUGCAGAUUGGCAUGGCCGACUAUGCGCAUCGCACCGAGCUAGUCCAGUCCUAUGACCCUCACUCCGGCCUUCCCAAACCAUCUCCUUACCUUGAAAAUGUUGCCGAGUACGAUCUGUACUGUCACUAUGUUGCCGGUCUUGUGGGAGAAGGGCUCUCACGCCUCUUUGCAGCCAGCGGAAAAGAAGUCACAUGGUUGGGCGAGCAACUCACGCUUUCCAACUCGAUGGGGCUGCUGCUCCAAAAGACCAACAUCCUGCGCGACUUGAGAGAGGACGUCGAUCAGGGACGAUACUUUUGGCCACGCGAGUUCUGGGGGGUGUACCAAGGCUCCGAGAAGAGCCGACCCCCCAAGGGAGGAUGGCACGGCUUUUCCACGCCUGAAGACCUCGUUCGUGCAGUGGGUCCUGUCGGCCCAGUCAUCCCGUCGGGAGAUAAUACCCCGGCGGACAGAGCCAUGUUUGCACUCUCCUCCAUGACCCUUGACGCGCUCCGUCACGCGACCGACGCGCUGGACUACCUCGCGCUACUCAAAAACCAAUCGGUGUUCAACUUUUGUGCGAUUCCGGCUGUCAUGGCUCUUGCUACUUUGGAAGUCUGCUUCAUGAACCCGGACGUGUUCAGGAAGAACGUCAAGAUCAGAAAAGGACAGGCUGUGCAGUUGAUUAUGAAGAGUACAAAUCCUCGAGACGUGGCAUACAUGUUCCGAGAUUUUGCACGAGGCAUACACGCCAAGACCUCUCCUGCUGACCCUAACUUCCUCAGAAUUGGAAUUGCCUGUGGACGUAUCGAAGCAUGGGCUGAACACCACUACCCUUCAUUCAUCACAAUCUCCCAGUCCCAAUCGCAACCGGGCUCCACCUCGGUCGAAAUGUCCACCACCGACGCCCGGAUGCGAAUCAUCAAGCGCGACCAGCUGCGCGAGUCCCGACUCAAGGCCGAGGCCGAAGCCAAGCGUCGACGCGAACUCGGACUUCCCGAAAAGGCGACCAUCGAACAAGAGGGUCUGCCCUGGGCUCUUAUCGCUGCCGUUGCCGGGUUCUUUCUGCUUGUAUGCGCGCUUGCGGGUGCGAUUGUGAUGGGCACUGUUUGGUACUUUGGAGACGCCUAG